Messenger RNA from Xiphophorus maculatus (southern platyfish), 2349 nucleotides. RefSeq names its product desumoylating isopeptidase 2 (gene desi2). The transcript has 5 exons. Gene Ontology annotation, biological process: protein deubiquitination. The coding region runs from base 462 to 1091 and encodes 209 amino acids. Lineage: Eukaryota; Metazoa; Chordata; Actinopteri; Cyprinodontiformes; Poeciliidae. Gene Ontology annotation, molecular function: deubiquitinase activity. The record is from RefSeq and is a predicted model, not a curated record.
AUGGUUUUUUUUUUUUUUUCUUUCACAGUAAAUUGCGUUUUUAAAUCUUAGAAGUAUGUUGUUUUUUUAGAAUAGCUGGUCUUGGUAGAUAAAACCACUUUUUUCGCCUUUAAUGGAGAACAAAUAUCCCUCCAUACUACGUCGGUAGCCGAGCGGGUUUAGCAGUUGGUACAUUUUGAUACCGAAGAGGCUCAUCUGUCCGCCGCCGCCGCCGCUGCUGCUGCUGCUCCCCCCUCAGCGGGGAUUUGGACAAAGCCAGUCAGAUGUUGGACGAUAGGAUAAAUAUCCGGAACUCUUCGCGUUUUUACACCGGGUUUUGAAAUGGACUUUUCAAACUGAGCACCACUUGUAAAAGUGACGGCGGCGAGACGGUUUAGGAGGGCGAGAGUUUGGAUCUCGCACCGAGGGAAGGAGGAGGAAAAAGCCGCGGGGAAGAAGGGGCGAAGGGGGCCGAGAUCCUGAUGCCAGUGAUGGCAAACGAGCCGAUCAUCCUGAACGUUUAUGAUAUGUACUGGAUCAAUGAGUUCACCAGCUCUCUGGGCAUUGGAGUCUUUCACUCAGGGAUCGAGAUCUAUGGAAGAGAGUUUGCCUAUGGUGGACACCCAUACCCGUUCUCAGGGAUCUUUGAGAUCACUCCGGGUGAUGCCACCGAACUCGGCGAAACGUUCAAGUUCAAAGAAGCCAUCGUCCUGGGCAGCACAGACUUCACGGAGGAGGAUGUGGAGCGGAUCGUGGAGGAGAUGGGGAAGGAGUACAAGGGCAACGCCUACCACCUCAUGCACAAGAACUGCAACCACUUUUCCUCAACACUUUCAGAGAUCCUGUGUGGCAGGGAGAUCCCUCGUUGGGUCAACCGCCUGGCCUACUUCAGCUCCUGCGUGCCGUUCCUCCAGAGCUGCCUGCCCAAAGAAUGGCUGACCCCUGCUGCCUUACAGUCCAGUGUGAGCCAGGAGCUCCACGGAGCGGCCGGAGAGCUGGAGGAGGCCGAGGACGCCGCCGCCACCGCCUCCCUGGCCUCCAUGUCGCCCUCCGCCUCCUCCAGCCCCCCCUCCUCUCUGCCUCGACACUGUCGCCCUCAGCCCCGCAGGUAGAAGCAGGGGGUGGGGGAAAACCACGGGCCUUCACCCCCUUUCUUAAAGAGACAGUGUCCUAAAGGAGAAACCGCAGCAGCCACAGCCAAAAGUCCUGUCAGACCGUUGAUUCAGGCGUCCAGACUCGCUCCGUGUGGGACCAUCGGGACAAUCUGACCCCGUCUGGACCUGUGGAAGGGUUCUCACUGAUCCCCAGAUCCCCCUGAAAACUCAACCCAUUUCCACUCGUUUCUCCUUUACCUACAAACCACAUGCAGGUUGUACCAGCAUUUACUUGUCACCCCCUCCACCUGGUUAGAGUGUAAAAACAUCUCCGGAGCAGUCGCAAACUAUAAACUCCUUGGUACAUUGACAUGGAAAAUUUCUCUUUUAUUUUAAACCGUUUUCUAAAAGUUUUUCUUCAUGGAAAAUGUCAAUAAGCUUAAAAAUAAUCUUUUAUCUAUACCUGUCCAAUCAUUUUGAGGCGAAUCUCUGGUGAAAUUAAGUUUCUCUCGCUGCUGAUUACGGCAUUACGACCUGAAUCCCUGGUAAAGGUGCUUGUGCACAAUUUUUCACUGAAGUAGCAAACGUUAGAGAAAUCCAACCUUUAAUUCAAAAAUGAGCUUGAAUUGGUGUCCGAAGAACCGUUUGUGAGUCGAUUCCUCCAUGCGUUUUGGUUUUUUAUUGUUUAAAAUGUGCUGCCGUUUCAAAGAGUUGGGGUCGACAUGCUCCAACCAGGUUCCCAAUGACAUCUGGGAGGGAAGCGGGCCUACGGCAUCACAAACAAAGCAGCGCUUGUUGCUGCAGAGCAGCUCCGGUUAAUUUAGUAAAACUCUCCACAUCUUUACCUUUCGUAAUUCCUCUCCGAUAACUUGGUGGUUUUAAAUGUCUUCGUGAUUGUUCUGGCUGCAGAUCAGAGCAAGGCGAGGAGAGGAGUUAUUUUCUCGAACAUCAACAAGCAUCAUUUUUCUUUUUGCGCCAUGCUCUCUUGUCUUUCCUCUUUUGAAGAGUGGCUCUGUGCCACAUCAUAUUUUUCACACAAGAUCAUGAGUUUGUAAUCCAAAGUUUGUCUGCCAUCAUCUGAUGAUCUGAACUUCAAAAACGUAUUGGGUGAAUACAGUUGUGGCUUUACACUGCAAAAACACAAAAUCUUACAAAGUACUUUAAAUAAGACUAACUCAUAAGUUUUGAGCAAGAUAUAUGAGUUUUUAUUUGUCAAUAAUUUGUUAAUACUGUCCUUUAAAAAAAAAGCUAAUAGUUACACAGUUUGAGUAAAAAA